Panonychus citri (citrus red mite) is the source of this 1251-nucleotide messenger RNA. RefSeq lists its product as uncharacterized. The record is from RefSeq and is a predicted model, not a curated record. NCBI's taxonomy places the organism in Eukaryota, Metazoa, Arthropoda, Arachnida, Trombidiformes, Tetranychidae. The coding region runs from base 269 to 1225 and encodes 318 amino acids. The transcript has 2 exons.
CAGAGAAAAAGAUCGGUCACUUUUGUUUUGUUCCUCAUUUGGUCUUCAUCUUUUGUUUUGAUUACUUUGUGUCUCUUUUAAUUUUUAUUCGGGCAAAUUAUUGUUAAUUAAGAGAAUUGAUUGCUUGAUAUGAGAAUUUGGUAACGAGAAGAUUGGAACGAUCAUUUGAAUAGUUGUAGUGAGAAAGAAAAGUGAAUCAAUUGUUGAUUGUCUCUUGUUUAGUUGCAACAGUUAAUUCUAGUCGAUUAACUAAAUAAUCUCCAUCAUCAUGGUGAAUAAUUCUAGUGAAACUGUUAAUCAACCUUCGGGUAAACAGUUGAUUGCCACCAUAUUGAAUCUUAAAUCGGAAAAUCGACUUUAUAAGUGUUUGAAUAAGGUGAAAGAUGAAAUUGUUAAAGCGAAAAUUCAAUAUACCGAAGAGGUUAAGAAAGAAAAUCUAUCUCAUGAAGCUACUUUCUUAGCAAACGAAAAAAUAAUUUCUGGACAAAAGAACGUCAUUGAUGAUUUAAAUAAACAAGUGGAGAGCCUGAACAAACAAUUAGCUACGACUAAAUCAUCGAUUGAUGAUAGAUCUAAAUCAGUGGAAACACAUCAAAGUACAAUCCAAAAACUUUCGUUUAACCUGAAAGAAGCCCAGAAAUAUAUUGACGAUCAAAAUUACGCCAUUGACCAGUUGAGGAAAAGGUUAUCGGACUGUAAGAAUGACCAUGAAAAUCAUAAAAAAGCUUUAAAAGAAAGAUUCUUGGAGAGGAUUGAAAAAGCCAAAGAAGAGAUGGAAGUGGAACGGGAAAAGUCGACCCAGAAAUUGAUGCAAACACGGGAAUUUUAUGAUGCCGAAGGGAGAGAUCUCAGAAGGAAAAUCGAUCAACUGAAAGACGAAUUGGAUCUCUUGAGGAGAGCCGAUUUUAAUAGACCCACUCAAUCAACCAGCCGAGGAAAAGGUCGUAAAAGGCCAACAUCUACUACCAGAGAUUCUGCCGGUACUAAAGCUACUCCAAAUAAAAGAAAAGGACGACCAACUAUAAACAAGACAAAUCGAUUUCCUGAAGUCGAUUCUUCGACAAUAAUUGACGAUGACGACUUGGAAUCGGAGUCCAGACCAAAAGCACAGCAAAAAGCACCGGUAGCCGAUUCUUUAUUCCCAGAUACUCAGAAUGACCGAUCACCUUCACCAAUAAUUUGGUUAUCUCAACCAAAUUACAAAGAGGAAUCAGAUACAGAGUAAUCGAGAGGGAGAAUUUUUUUAUUUUC